Molecule: messenger RNA, 2306 nt
Organism: Columba livia (rock pigeon)
Lineage: Eukaryota; Metazoa; Chordata; Aves; Columbiformes; Columbidae
Product: transforming growth factor beta activator LRRC32
Exons: 2
Coding region: 41-2152 (703 amino acids)
Cellular component (GO): extracellular matrix
Molecular function (GO): protein binding
Source: RefSeq, a predicted model, not a curated record
UGGAGGAGCAGGACGGGGCUGGCAGUGCCCGCAGCCCAACAUGCUCUUGUUUGAACACCGGCUGAAUGAGAGAGGAUGUUUGCUGCUCUGGCUGCUCCCGUCUGUGCUCAGAGCCCAGCCUAACUGGGACACAAAGCCCAGGUCUACGCCGUGCCAGCAGAGCCCCACCAAGGUGUCUUGUAAAGGAGUUGGCCUGCGCAACCUUCCACAGGAGCUUGGGCAAGGAAUUAAGUACCUCGAGCUCUCUGACAACUUCAUCCGAAACCUGUCGAGCAGCCACAUGCCAGGGUUUGGGCAGCUGGAGUACCUGGACCUGUGCUCCAACCAGCUGGAAGCCGUGUCGGACGCGACCCUGGCUCAGCUGCCCCAGCUCCGCUCUCUCCUGCUGGGAUCAAACCACCUGGACCGCAAUUACCUGGCUAACGGGCGAGCUUUCCGUCUGCUCAGGAACAUCGAGGUCCUGGACCUGUCGGCAAAUAAUCUGGAGAGCCACAUGGCAGGCUGGUACGUCAGGAACCUCACCAGGCUGAGGAUGCUGGAUCUCUCUGGGAAUAAGAUGACCAAGCUGCCAGCCAGCAUCUUCUGGAGUGCGCCAGGGCUGCGCGAGCUCGACCUCAGCAACAACUACAUCAUGGAAAUCGAGGAGGGAGUUUUUGAGUCUCUGGAAGAGCUGGAGGUGGUGAAUUUGGCUUUGAAUUCUCUCCACUGCAUCUCUGGCUUCAGCCUCAGGCAGCUGCGGGUUUUAAAUCUCAGCCACAACGCCCUGGAGCUCUUUGUCUGGGAGGAGGGAGCGGAGCCCUACCUGCUUCAAGUGCUCGACUUGAGCCAUAACAGACUCCUCUCUUUCCCAGAGCUCCCCAAAGCCCAUUAUCUCACCCAUUUAAACCUCUCCAACAACCUUAUUGCUUCCCUGCUCCCAGGAUCACACCAGCCGGAGGAGUUUGUGCUUCCUUACAAGGAGCUUACGAGGUUUAACAGGACCUUGCCUGGCACGGCAGGGCUGACACGUGUCUCUGACUUGGAUCUCAGCAAUAACCAGCUGCAGGUGUUCCCGUUGACCGUCUUCCACGGCCUUGGCUCCCUGCACACCCUCAGCCUGGCCAGGAACUGUCUCCAGGAGGUGGCCGGGGAGGCGCUGGCCGGUGGCACUGAGCCUGGCGACCACUCACCCGCACCCCCAGCGCGCGUCGUCCUCUCCGUGCGGUCGCUGGACCUCCACGGCAAUGCCAUCCGCGUGCUGCCGUCGUGGUUUUUCCACUCUCUGCCUCAGCUGGAAACGAUCGAUCUGGGCUCCAACAGCCUCCAGCCUUGCAAGAGCCACAGGAGCGAUCGGGGGGGGAAUUUGGGAGCUGGGAUGUCACACGUACCAGCCCCGGGAGGCACCUGCACCCCCUUCUACAACGUGCCUCGCUUGAAGCAUCUGAGCCUUUGCAAGAACAACAUCAGCAGGCUGCAGCCUUACGCCUUCCACCGGACCUCGCUGCUCUCCCUAGACCUGUCGGGGAACAGGGAUUUGCUGGUGCCAAAGGAAGCCCUGGGGGGACUGGAGUUGUCCCUGCAGAAACUCUCACUGAGGGACAACCAGAUGGACGACAGCAAGGCAGAGCUGCCCUGCAUGGCCACGCUCAAGCUCUUGGACCUCUCUGGCAAUAACCUGAGCCUCUUGCCCGCGGGGCUUUUCUGCUCCCCACUGGAGAGCCUGGACAUUCGCAAUAACAACCUGCCGAGGCUGGACAAGCCGGUGGGCGCCAGCUGGUCCCGCCGCCUGCAGGACUUGUCCAUCGCUGGAAACCCCUUCGGCUGCUGCUCGCUGGGCUGGCUGGACGCGCUGCGGGCGGCCGGCGUGGGCGUGCGGGACCUGGACCAAACCCUCUGCUCCUACCGGGACGGGAGCAGGAACUUCUCAGCCAAAAUAACCAGCAGCCCUUGGUGGCUUUGUCCACGUCCCAAGGACACCAGCUCCCUGGCUCUGCUCGUGGUCAUGAUGAGCCUUUUGUUUCUCAGCUCCGGGUUUUGCUGCCUUCUCAAGAAAGGCCAGAAUGUGCCGGGGCAUGGGGGACUCUGCAGCAACAGGGCGAGGGUCUUCCCCCUCCAUCCCAAAAUUGAGGAGCCAGCCGAGGUGAAGCCAGCAGAGAACAUCACCAAAGUGUAGCCCGGCCCUGGGGAGCAGGAACUGUAGCAAUGGGUCAAAACUCUAAUUAUUUUUUAAUAAUAUUAAUAAUAUUAUUGUAUUUCAGACCUCCUUCCCUCAACGCUGUCCUUUGUGUGUUUUGCAAACCAAAUAAAGGGAGAGUGGUUGGUGCUGA